CAGCUACCAUACACACAGAACACAAUAACAACAUAUAUGUCGACUGCGAUUUUUCUUUCCUUAACACAACAUACACACUGAACUCACACGCUCAAAUUCUACACUUUGUUUUUAUGUUCAAAUUAAUUAAUCAACUUUAUUAUAUCAGCAAGAAAGGAAAAUGUUGCAGCUAUUAUAUGCAGUGAUAUUUGUGGAAAUGUUAAUGAUCAUGAGCUUUCUGUUCAAGACACCUUUGAGGAAUCUAGUAAUCAUCAGUUUGAAUAAGGUUAAGCGAGGUCAGGGACCGGUCGUCGUUAAAACCGUCGCCGCCGCUUUGGUGGUGAUGCUCUGUUCUGCACUCUAUAGUAUGUAUAAGAUACGGCGUCUGUCCCUUGAAGGUGUUGCCAUUGUUGACCCAACAGAUCAAGUACUCUUGUCUAACCACGUACUCCAAGCUUCUCUUUUGGGGUUUGUUUUGUUCCUCUCUAUGGUGAUAGAUAGAUUGCAUCAUUACAUUAGAGAGCUUCGGGUUCUUAGGAAAUCCAUGGAGACUGCAAAGAGUCAAAAUCGAAGUUUUGAGAACAAUAAAAACAUCAACUCAGUGGAGAACAAGGCCUUGAAGGAAGAAAUUGAUGCAUUAAGGUCCAAAGUUAAGAAACUUGAAUAUGAAUGUCAGGUAAAAGAAAGCAAGACUAAGUCCUUAUAAAUUGAGGUGGAAGCUCUUAAAGAAGCAAUCUAAAGGGGUUCCUUAUGGAAUAUGAUCAUCUCUUCAUAGAUAUUAGAUAAUUAGAAUCUUGGAAAAAAUUGUUGAAGGGUAUAGAACAGUGAUCUUCCUAUGUUGAUAACAAAAAGAGCUUGUAAAGUUGUUUGACUAUAGCUUAUAGUUAUAGGUAGAUAUAUUUUAAGCAAAAUAUAUCAUAUUUUGACAAUGAUUUCUGUACAAUUUAUGUACGGAAUUUUAACUGCUGCUUAACGAUGACUAAUCAUUAUCAGAAAACGUGUGAAGCAAGCACAUAAAGUGAUUCUCCCAUAUCAAUUGAAUUCAAGAGUUCAUAAUAUUCCUCUUACACACAUAAUUAUAAAAUUAUCAAAGUUUAUUUCAUUAAUUUUCUAAU
Trifolium pratense (red clover) is the source of this 1094-nucleotide messenger RNA. RefSeq lists its product as uncharacterized. Bases 161 to 685 code for a protein of 174 amino acids. The record is from RefSeq and is a predicted model, not a curated record. Gene Ontology annotation, cellular component: endoplasmic reticulum; endoplasmic reticulum membrane. The transcript is spliced from 2 exons. Gene Ontology annotation, biological process: endoplasmic reticulum to Golgi vesicle-mediated transport; intracellular protein transport. NCBI's taxonomy places the organism in Eukaryota, Viridiplantae, Streptophyta, Magnoliopsida, Fabales, Fabaceae.